AUGUUCAUCGCCGUUUGCCUAGGUUUUUUUUUCUCUUUCAUUAUGCCCUUCAAGACUGUCCUUUUCGGCUUCCUCGUCUCUUCUGCGCUCGCGCUUCCAAUCCGACGCGAAGUGCCCCAGGAGCACUCCCACCAGCAGAUCCUGACGUCUGUCACCGCAAGCCUCGCGAAAAACAACCCCAACGGCAUUGUGGACCCCGUCUUUGGGCUGCUGGGGAACGCCGCUGCUGCAAAAGGGCUGGGCAAGCUGACGGACCCCGACUGCCUGCAGCAAGCGACGGCCGACCAGGCGUUCACCAAUGCCAAAGCGGCGGGCGACGUCCAGGGCCAGGUUGAUGCGCUCAUCUUCCGUGCUUUGGAGCGCAACUCGGGCUCUGUCGGCGCGCCGUCCAACGCGUGCAAGAGUCUCAAAGCUGUUAACCCCGAGAUCGCCGCCAUCAGCCAGCACCAGGACCCCGCCUCGCCGAAUGCGGCCGCCACCAACAAGGCCAUCGCGCUUGCGCUUGCCAAGCAGAUUGCCGCGGUGGGCGGCAACCCGCUUGAUGCGCUCAAGUCCGGCACGUUCGCGCCGGGGAAAGCCGGCGACUCUACCGGUAAAGGCAACACCUGCGACGAUGCGAACGACGCGGUGGGAUGCAUUUUCACCCAGAAGCUCAUUGUAAACGAUGCAACACCUGACGAAAUCAAAGCUGCUGUGGCCGGCGUUGCGGUUGCCGCUCCGCCUCCACCUCCGGCCCCGCCCGCUGCCGCCGCUCCAGCGCAGGCCCAGGGCCCCCCUCCGGCCCCACCCGCCAGCGCAAUCGGCAGUUUUGGCAAGUGCAGUGUGCCGCAGAUCGAAUUUGCCGCGGGCCUCGACGGGCGGAAGGAAACAUCGUUCCAGCCUGUAGAUAAGAGCUCGUACAACCACGGCUCCGCGCAGGCCAUCGGGAUCAUCACGCAGUUCAUCUGCGACACGCUGACAAAUAGCUGUGGGGCAGACGCCAAGGCCAAGGCCACCUGUGCUGCCGCCCAGGCCGCCGCAAAUGCAGCCCCGCCCAAGACCGGGGCUGAUGCAGACGCGUUCAACAGCGUCUUUGGGAUCCAGACGGCAAGUCGUUGUUUUCUCUAG
This is a messenger RNA of Mycena indigotica, 1107 nucleotides long. RefSeq lists its product as uncharacterized. The record is from RefSeq and is a predicted model, not a curated record. NCBI's taxonomy places the organism in Eukaryota, Fungi, Basidiomycota, Agaricomycetes, Agaricales, Mycenaceae. The coding region runs from base 1 to 1107 and encodes 368 amino acids. The transcript has 3 exons.